Drosophila kikkawai is the source of this 575-nucleotide messenger RNA. RefSeq lists its product as uncharacterized. The record is from RefSeq and is a predicted model, not a curated record. NCBI's taxonomy places the organism in Eukaryota, Metazoa, Arthropoda, Insecta, Diptera, Drosophilidae.
CGAUCCCAGCCCAAACAACAACUGGCAGCCAACCCAAGCGAUCCGGCGACGUCGGCAUAAAUCACUAGGAACUUGUUAAUUGUGCGCCUAUUUAUUAGAUGCAUUUGGUUUUUCGGGAAAAUUGAGGUGGUAGUUGCAAUUUGGUGGCAGAUAGUACAACAUCAUGUCCCCCAAAACAAUCGCAGUGUUGGUUUUGGUUCUCUGGAUUAAUUCUUUUGAGCUGACAGCUGUGCUGGGUGGCGGAUACCAGCUCAAUCUAACACAUCCUGAUGGAUCGGCCACUCGAAGGGAAUCGGUGGUAGUUGACCCUGAGGGAAAUGCACAGGUUGAUGGCGAAAUCCGUCAGAUUUUUUCAGGGCCUCAUGAGGGUUCGUUGGUUAUUCUUUAUAAAACUGGACCCGAGGGAUACAGGAUACGAUAUACCUAUGCGGCAGGCGCUGAGAACUCCUUAACGUCCUCUAAAAAUGAAACAUUUUCAAUAAAAAGACUUGGACCGAAUGCUCUAAAGUCAUCUGUUGGUUGAACGAAAUUCAAUUGUUAAAAUAAGCAAUAAAUUAAAGGAGUAAUUAGAGAAA